AUGAAUGGCCGCAAUGCGCCUCUCUCACCUGUCUCUCUAGGUGGCGGAAGUGAAUGGUCUGUUGGCAAGUACCAAUCCAUCAACGAAGAUCCGUACGCAAACAACCGUGGCAACAUCGUCUCUCCCCCGAAUUCCGGAGGCUCAAACGGCGUCAUGAACGGCGGUUUCCCUCCUGGCCCGCGAAGCGCUGGCGGGCCCUCACCGCCGCCCUCUGUCGGCCGCUCCAGCAGCGGAACAAACAUGUACGCCAGAAGUGAGAGCGGAAGGAGUAUCCGCGAAGAACAAGCCGAGGGCAUCCUUGGCGAACACUAUGUUGCCCUGAAGAACUUUUUGAAUGGCGGCCAAGGAGGCCGUCCUACGCCCCCUAACAAGGCACGCGACAAGCUGCUGCGACUGUCAUCUGUCCAGUUUCUCGAACUCAGUACCGAUGUUUUCGAUGAGCUGAUGCGGAGACAAUCUCUCGGCCGAAGGCCCUCGGGCCCUGGGUCUCAACCCCCUCCCCCUUACCUGAUGCCCGAAUCCAACUUCCACCCGAAACGUAACCAGGCGAGACAAAAGCUGUCUUCCCUCGGCCCUCCCCGAUUUCGCGAUCUCGCGACCGACGUCUACUGCGAACUAGAGAGGAGGUUUCCCCGCUUUGCUGCUGGAGAUAUGCCCAGAGUGGGUAGCCCCGUAUCGGUCCGUUCGCAAGCGACCGUGAAUGGUGGUUACCCGCCGAGAAGCCAAAGUAGGAGUCAGAGUCGGACGAGACGGCCCUCCGAUGCCAGCUCAAUGCGAGGAGGACCGCCCCGGGGCGAUCCUUAUGGUGUGCCUCCAUCGCCGGGCUUGCCUCCGGGAGGCGAGUAUAACCGGCCGAUGCAGAAGCAGUUUCAGAGCAACACGAUUGUGCCGAACAAGAGUACAAUGGUGGAAGAAGAUGACGAUGCGAGCCCGAACGAGGACGGCGACGAGACUUUUGGUCUGGAGCGCACGGCAACAAACCGCACGAGUAAGAGGAGCCAGGCCACGGAGCAAAGUGCGGUAGCAUCAGAGGCCGACAAGAAGCUUUUAGACGAAUAUCAAUCUCAGGUCCGAGAGCUUCGGGAAAAGCUCGACGCAAUGGAAGACGUCAUGAAGAAGAAGGACGAUGAAAUGAACAGCAUCCUUGACGGCGAAAGAUCACGAUCGACGGCUGUCAAUAUGGAAAAGAAGGAGUUUGCCGAUCUCCGACUCAGCCUUGAGAACAAGCUCGCUGAGGCUCAGGACGUGAACGACAACUUAAGACAAGACUUGGACCGCAUGAGAGACGAGCAUGCCAACGAAUCAAGACAGCUCAGAGAGCAGGUCGACGACCUGCGGCAAUCCAACAUGACCGCCGCUGCGAACGUCAGCUCCGGAAACGCCGACCGGGAACUGCAGCGGGAAAACGAGCAGCUGCGCAGGUCCUUGCAAGAGCAGCAACAGGUUACGGAGGAGGCUCGUCGCGAGGCUCGUGAGUUUUUGCGCGAGAUGAAGAUGCUAUCGCAACAAAGUGGAUCUUCCUGGCAAAAGCAAGAAGAGUUGGAGAAGACUAUCGACCAGCUCGAAGGCGAAGUUCGCGAGUGGCGGAACCGAUACGCUCGCACCAAGACGCAACUUCGCGACAUGCGCGCUGCUUCACUCGGGUUGAAUGUUGAGCAGGAUGCUGCCAAAUACGUGCGCGAGAAGGGAUUCCUGCAGCAGAACGGAGCAGUCAAGGACGUUCACGUUACCAAGUUCCAGAUUGCCAUUGACGAGCUUCUGCAGAGAGCUCGAUCAGACGACCCCGACAAGGUCGUUGACUCUAUGAAGCAGGUCGUUGUCAGCGUUCGCCGGAUUACUAAGGACAUCGACGAAGCAGCGCAAACCAACGAGGACCUCAUGCAGCAGCGAUCGAAGCUCAAGGGCAAGAUUUCCUCCUCUGCCAACAACCUUAUCACCUCGUCCAAGAACUUUGCUGCUUCGGGUGGCAUUUCGCCCGUAUCAUUGCUCGACGCCGCCGCUUCUCACCUAGUUGCCUCCAUCGUCGACCUCCUCCGAGCUGUCAAGAUUCGCAAUACUCCCGAUGGUGAGCUCGAGGACGACGAUGAUGGCACUAUUACGCCUGUGGACUCCACUGGAUUCUUCUCCCCGAGGACUGCCUCCAGACAAGAAUCAAUGAUCCAGGAUUCAGUUCCUGCGCCUUUGCCAUUGGGACAGGCACCCCCACCCUUCCAGGGUCUUGGUGGCAGAGCCAGCAUGGACUCCUCAGCCUACAGCCCCAUCAACUCCCCCCGUCAAUCCGCCGACACCUACAACCGAGGACCUAACGGCAUGAACGGUAUGAAUGGAAUGAAUGGUAUGGGCUACAAGAACGGCCCCACCAACGGGUACGGCAUGCGCCAAGAUAACCAGGCAGAGGAGCUCAAGGUCUACCUCGACGAUCAGACCGCUAUCCUGGUUCAGAACAUCCAGAACCUCGUCGGCUCCAUCCGAAGCGAUGCCUCUAUCAACCAAAUUACGUCCGAGAUCAACGGCAUCACCGAAGUCGUCGGAAAGGUUAUUUCUGAGACGGAGGCUUCUGGCAACGGCGCCAUGAUCGCUCGCCUGGCCGCCUGCCGCGAGAGACUUCUUGAGGCCAGCGAACGGGGCCUGGACAUCGACCGCGGUCAGGACGUUGGUGCGACCGGACGUAACGAUCGCGAGUGGCGCAUGUGGACGCAGACCCUGCCUCCCAUCGCCUUCGAGAUCGCCAGGGAGACCAAGGAGCUGGUCCAGCGCGUUGACCAACUGGUUAUGAACGGAGGCGACGACUUCUCUUAA
Messenger RNA from Colletotrichum chrysophilum, 2799 nucleotides. RefSeq lists its product as uncharacterized. The record is from RefSeq and is a predicted model, not a curated record. Lineage: Eukaryota; Fungi; Ascomycota; Sordariomycetes; Glomerellales; Glomerellaceae. Gene Ontology annotation, cellular component: actomyosin contractile ring; cell cortex of growing cell tip. The transcript is spliced from 2 exons. The coding region runs from base 1 to 2799 and encodes 932 amino acids. Gene Ontology annotation, molecular function: MAP kinase scaffold activity.